CGAAGGCUAUUCGGAUCCGCCGCCCCCUGUUAAUUCAUCACAGGGGUGCCCGGCGUGCCGUCCGUAGCCAUUGUCUUGGCUCGGGCUAUCUUUCAGUGAGCCUCCGAGAGAGUGCGGCGUCAAGACCACCAGUCCCCCAGACUUCCGCUGGCCCGUCAUGCCAGCAAGCGUUCAGGCCCGUGCCACCGUGCAGACCGCCGCCAUGGUUGCUCACCGCCGACGUGUGCGCGGUUGCCGUGCCCCGCGUGCGGUUCCAUUGCUGCUGGCGGUGGCGAGCGCAGCUGUGGCGGCGGUGCAGCGCGGCGGGCCUGCUGCCUUUUGCGGCCUGGGCGCGGCAGGGGCCGGCCGCUGGCGGGUGUCAGAGAGCAGCGGUGGCGGGAGCCCGGUGGCCCGCAGGCAGCGACAGCAGGCGGAGCUGCUGCGCAAGAGGUGCGCGGAGAAGGGCUUGCUGCAGAGCGGCAGCGAGAGCGACAUGAUGUUGCGGCUCCAGGUGUGCCCUGGAUCCGUGCGGCGGGCGGCACCGCUGCGGCCACCCGCGAGGCAGCCCCCGGCGCCCGCCGCACCCGCGGCGAGCCCGCCCCCGGCCGCCCCGCGCGCGGAGGGCACGCGCCAGAUGAAGGACGGCGGUGUUGGCUCGGUGUCCAUGCCAACCCGGGGGUCGUUUGCGCCGCAGGCGCGCACGACUGCGGGCACCGCGAAGUAUGCGCCGCCGUCUUCUCAUGUCGCCCAGGGGGUGACACCCGACUUCUUCAAGCUUCCCGAGGGCUCUCUGCCGCGGCGCAUCUGGCAGUGCGAGAGCUCCUGGGCGGGGAACCACUACGAGGCCCGGGGAUGGCGCAGCAGCAAGGGGUUCACUUACGUGGCCAACGUCUUGGACGGCAUCACAUACCUUGCCACGUCCAUGGACGAAAGCAUCGACGCCCCUCCGAGGUCCGACUGCAGGGAGGUGUUCGAGCAGGACAUGUCUGCGAGCCAGUACGCCGAGCUGGUCGCCACCCUGCUGCAGGUGGAGGAGGACGAGUCCAAGGCACAGCGCUGGCGGCGUGAGCCCAGCAUGGUCAUGCCUCACGGGGGCUACAGCUUCAGUCUCUUCCCGAGGUUCCGCUAUCGCGGCCUGACGACCGAGCCGCUGGGCGGUGCUGAAGGCGUGCCCGAGCCGCACGUGGCGGUCACGGUCGUGCACGAGGCGGUGCCUCCAGCGGAGUUCAACCUGGGCGGCCUGCCCGCCACCAGGGAGAUGUGCGACAAGCUCGUGGGCCUGAAAGUCUUCCCCGCCCCCACAGAGAAGGGCGAGACGGGGGAGAGGUGGGAGAUAUGCGAGGUGGAGGAAGGGGACAAGAUCGCGCUGGACGAGGACCUCCGGCAGCAGUUCUUGGGCUACAAGCUCACCGAGAAGAGCCGGGAGUCUUGGCAGCGCGCUCCCCCUGGCAUGCUCGUCCUUCCCGUGUCCAGGAACUGCCGCGACGAGGAAGAGUUUCGCCUGACCUACCUCGCUUCGGACCUGCGGCCCGGGGUGUCCGAGCGCAACCAGGAGAGGCUGAAGGGGCUGCCGGGCUGGGAGCGGUGGGAGCCCUUUGCCAUCAACAGCCCUGAGGUGAGGAAGAUAUCCUCGCCCCAUGAGCGGCGCCAGCGCAUCCUGGAGCAGCUCGAGAGCAUGCGGGCCCAGUUCGGGUGGCUUCAGCCGUUCGGGCAGGUGUCCCAGGCGAACCCUGGCAACGUGCUCUUCGGGAAGCUCGAGGUCCCCGCCGGCGUCUUCGGCGGGGGUCAGAAAGUCAGCCCCCCGUCGGGAACAAAGAUCAUCACGACGCUCGGGAGGAGUGGCCCGUUCCGCCUGGUGGAUGGCCCGUCUGGGCCGCCGCGGCUGCGCGGCAUCCUGAUCGGCAGCCCGAACCCGAAGGAGCGCCAGCGGGCCAAGGAGAUCCUGGCCCAGGCACGCAAAGCGCUCUUGGACAUGAAGCUGAAGACGGAGGUAAAAGUUGGCGACGACGACGUCGUGGAGUGCAGCGAUCUCGGCUCCCUCUCCGGAGCCCUGGGCAUGGCAGGCGUGGGGCAGAACGACGCUGUGAUACUGUUCGGGUCGGGCUCGCUGGCAGCCAGGGAGUCCGCGGUGCGCGAGCGCAUGAAGCAGGAGUGCCUGGCCUGGGGGCCCGACGACUCCCGCCACCUGGCCAGCCAGUGGGUGUCCCUCCCCAACUACGCCGCCUGGGGGAACGACAACAAGGCCAGGUACUCCCUGAUGAACGUCUGCAUGGGGCUGCUCGCCAAGCUCGGCCACGCGCCCUUCGGCAUCGACAUCUCGGGCUGGCGCUCGGGGCAGGGCGGGCAGCGGGGCGUGGUCGUCGCGGGCUACGACGUCUGCCACCUGGCCCACAAGGCCGUCCACGUCGCCGUCGGGCAGCGCGUCGAGACCGAGGACGCACGCAAGUCCGUGGCGAGCAGGAUCGUUGCCAACGUCAAGCGCAUCGACGGAGAGACUGUGGACGCGGAGAUGCUGCGGAAGAUUGUGCCGCUGGAGGCCGCGAGCGGCAAGGUGGUCUUCGUCCACAGGGAUGGUCGCCUGCCCACCGACGAGGUGGCGAGCUGGCAGAAGUACUACGAGGAAGAGCUGAAGGCCACGGGGACCACUCUGCUGCUGAUCGAGAUCGUGAAGCUCGUGGGCGGAGUGCCGCGGAUGUACAAAAGCAGCUCCACGGGCGUUGGCAAUGUUGACGAGGGGACCUUCGUGCAGUGGUCGGACAGCAACGCCUACAUUGCCACGACGUCGGGAAGCCAAGGGGGGUCCGGAACAGUGAACCCGCUCAACAUCCACCUGCGAAUGACUCUGGGCGAGGCGCCAGGCAUCGCUCGCAACGCGUGGAUCCGCAGCAUCUUCGAUCUCAGCUACCUGCAUCACGGCUCCGUCUUCAAGGCGCCGAAGCUGCCCAUGACGACGUACUUCUCCGACCGGCUGGCGUACAUGGUGGCGAAAGGUGACAUCACGUGGGACGAGAAGGUCGAGCGGAGGAUGAGCAGCUCGCAGCAGCCCUGGCUCUGAGCGCCCCGCCUCGCCCAGGGGCGUCCCCUCGCCGCCCCCCCGCGCGGGGCGGGGCGCGGACGGGGCUCAGCGCCCCCUCCCGCGCCCCUCUGGCCCGAAGCCCUCCUCCUCCUCCUCCUCCUCC
Messenger RNA from Prorocentrum cordatum, 3158 nucleotides. The record is from the annotation of a GenBank genome assembly. Lineage: Eukaryota; Dinophyceae; Prorocentrales; Prorocentraceae.